Saccostrea echinata is the source of this 5165-nucleotide messenger RNA. RefSeq names its product ribitol-5-phosphate xylosyltransferase 1-like. Gene Ontology annotation, molecular function: ribitol beta-1,4-xylosyltransferase activity. The transcript has 6 exons. The record is from RefSeq and is a predicted model, not a curated record. Lineage: Eukaryota; Metazoa; Mollusca; Bivalvia; Ostreida; Ostreidae. Bases 152 to 1465 code for a protein of 437 amino acids. Gene Ontology annotation, biological process: protein O-linked glycosylation via mannose. Gene Ontology annotation, cellular component: Golgi apparatus.
ACACUGGUCGAUAAAUGUCUUUCAGGUAUAUAAACAACACCGAUCGAGGGAAAACUUUUAACUAGUAGUUAUCCUUACUACCGAAUAUGGUGUUAAAAUACAAGAACUUUUAGGAAUGAUGUCACGAUAGAUUUUGGGACUUGUGCGAGACAUGAGAGUGAACUGUCGAAGGGUCGCUUUCUUUAUACUGGUGGCUUACUUCGUUAUCUCGUGUUAUUCUGGUUUUCUUCUGAUACAAAGACGCAGGGCUCAAGCCGCUUACGAAUAUCAACGCAUCCAAGCUUUAACAGACUUUUCAGAUGACAAUGGGAAUGCCAUAGGAAGACAAGCGGCACAACUCCAGUACAGACAUCAGUUUCAGAAAAUCCUAUGGAACCUUGAGGAUGAUCAGAAUGUGGUUGCCAUGGGAAACAAGAGCAAGCCAGAGUACAUUGUGGAGAUUUGGGGAAAAGCUGCCAUAAGUCUGUACCUGUGGCAACACAUUUUUGAUGCUGAGCUUGGGCCCCGCAUGGGGGGAGUGUGGAGCUAUGGGACCAAAAGAUUCCAAAAUAUAGAGUUCAGAUUUAGAACGGGACCAGGAGUAACUCCUUCAAAAGUGCCAAAAGACACACAGAACCUUGUACUGACCCUCAAUGUCCGAGACUUCACAAAGAUUGAUCCGGCUAAAGCCUGGCUAGAUGCUCUGUCUGGUUUCCCACAGCUGAAGAAUGUUGCCGUGGUUCUCCUUGGCAAUGAGCAAUGUGACAACGAGUGGAUCAAGCCAUACUUAGUGACCAAUAAGGGACCUGUCAAGUUUGUUUUUGUUGUUUAUGAUAGCCCUGAUGUCGACAACAAGUACUUCUACCAGUGGCCACUUGGUGUUGCUACUUAUAGGAAUUUUCCUAAAGUGAAAAGUGCCUUCAUUCCAACCUCCAUACAAAGAAAGCAUAUGUGUAACUACAUGGGGACAAUAUAUGUCAACUCUUCACGACAGGUGCUUCUGGAUUUAUUAUCCACCCCUGAAAUGAAGGACAGAUGUUACGUCAAAGUUCGUCAUGAAUGGUUACCCGAUGAAACCGAGGGCUCACGAGAUAAUUACCUUAAAGUAUUAGCACACAGCGACCUCACUUUUAAUCCUGUGGGAAUGAAUCCAGAAUGUUACCGCAUAUAUGAAGCCCUAUCUUAUGGCUCCAUCCCAGUUAUAGAGGAUGUCCUAACCCCAGGGAAUUGUGGGAACUCCUCUGGAUUUCCAGUAAGUGCCCCUCAUCGACUUUUAAAGUCUGAAAAAGCACCUGUGAUAUACAUCAAAGAUUGGCAAAAGGAACUUCCUUCCAUUCUUGAGAAAGAGGCCAAAAUGACACUGGAGCAGAAAUCCAAACGAAGAAAGAACGUGUUGUUGUGGUAUGAGAAUUUCAAAGCUAAAAUGAGGAACCGCUUUGUGUCUGUGAUUCAGGAGAAAUUUUUUGGUGUUCAUCAGUUAUUUUGAAUAUUAUAUUCCUGAUAAUUUGUGUGAUAAUUGCAUCGAAUAUAAUUGCCCCUUCAUCUGUCCAGGCUAAAAAAUGGGUUCAUUUUCAUUCGAUGAAAAUGAUUUGUGUUCAGAAAAUGUAAUGGUCACGAAGACCUUCUUUUGACUCAAUAGGUGGUAAAGGGGAAAGGCAAAUCAGAUUUGUGUGUACAGUAUAUUGAAUGAAAAGUAGUGAGAUAAGUUUUACAAUUUCCCCCCUCAUAUGGAGGGCAAGAUUUGUCUGUUGUUUCUGCAUACACACUGUUCUAAAGAAUGUGAUAAGAUAUUGAUAGCUUGUUGAAAUUUAGAGAAUGUAUUAUAAUAAUAUAUAUUUGUGUAGAUUUUUGUUAUUUUUUAUAUACAUCAAGGAUGUACGUGUCUCAAUGAACAAAGGUUGUUAAGUGUACAGAAAACUUUUUUUUUCAUAUUUGUACAUAUAUGUGUUAAUAAUUAUAUAGUCUUUUACUUCAAAGGCAGCUGAUACUGUGUAGCUUGUAAUUUUUUUUUCAUUAAAUCAUUAAGUAAUCAUUAAAUUAAUUAUGAAAAUGUACAAAGAAAAAGGGAAAUUUUAAAAUGGGUUCGAUUAAAAUUUACAGGGAUUUGAUCGAGUUACUCCAAACUUUCUAAAAACAAAGUAACACAAUUUUGACAACAUACAUGCAUCAUACAUGUAGAUACCUUAUCUGUAAGUUAAACCCAAUUUUUAGAAUAACUGAUUUUUUUCAGAAAUAACUUGUGGCUCAAUUCUUUGGUAUGAAAAGAAUUUUUUUAUGUAAUAAUAUUCAGAUAUUAUUAAAAAAGAACUGGACGUACAGGUCCUUGUUUUGAUGUGCAGUUUUACUUAAAGUAAAACAUGAGAUAAAAUAAGAGCAUUAAUAUUUGAAUUGUCAAAUGUAUGGUCAUGAUGGUUAAAUGUACAUUGUGCGACUAGGAUAAAAGUGUCAUCUUGGUUAUAUCAUAUACAUAUAUACAUUACAAACACCCUGGAAAUGUUGAAAAUAGGGACUGCUGAGCUAAUUCCUCCUGUAUGCUGUAUAUAUUUGUGUUGAAAAAAGGGUAAAAUGAAUUCAUUCUAUAAUGACUCCUUGCCAAAAUUUGUUAAGGACCCUCUAUACACCUGUGCAAAAUGUUUUUUGAACAUUGAGAAAAUUAUAUUGAAUAAAUUUGUAAAUAAUGAGCUUAUCAAUUUAAUUUUCAAUAUAUGGUACGUGGCAUUUACCUCCAGGAAAAAUGUUCAAAGACAAUCAAGUAUCAAUGAACAGAAAUCACUAUUGUUUACUUCCGUGGAGAAAAUACAUGCGAAUAGAAUAAAGUGUUCAUUUAAUUUCUCUUGGCCAUUUAAAAUGUUAUGAAUGCUUGAACUAAUUACAGAUUGAGUAAUAUACUGUAAAUUUCAAUUGAUUAGAAUUUAGAUCUAAGGACAGAUCACUCUAAUUGCAGAAAAAUACCAUAGAAUCAGAACUCUUUACUGUGCAGUGUAGAGAGGGUUCUUAAAUGCAUGUAAUAAUGUGUGGUCAGCAUUUGUUAAGGGGAAUAACUCUUCACAGAGAACUUUUGUUCAGUUCCAUAGGCCGAUGAAAUAUUUUGGAUCAUUAUUUUUGUUUUCCUUCUGAAUGAUAUUAGAAUAGGAAAAUGAUUAAGUGUACCCAAGAUUCAUUUGAAUUUUCAGAAAUCUAACAAGCUGAAAAUGUGAAUUCAUCUUAAUUUAAAAAAGACAUAAUGUCUCUGAUAGAUACAAUAUAAAGGGUACUGUUCAUCAAAUCUCAUUAUUUCUACACAUUUGAACUAUUGAUACCAGUUAAAAUCUAUAGUGUUAGGAUACAAACUACAGUUCUUUUUGGUGGUGGUUAGGGGGAGUAGGGGUGUUAACAUUUAUGUGGUCACAUAGGAUGAAGAGGUGGGGAGGUAGAUUUUGUCACCCCCCAAGGUUUUUAAUAAAAUUGAUUAUGUUUGAGAUACAUGUACCUAUAUUGUUUACUUUUAAUCUUCUCAUGUUGUAUAAUAUAUUUCUUGUCAAAAGAAAAAAAAUUAACAUGCCAAAAUCAUGGUUAUCAUGUUAUACUUAUUAACUAUUGCUAGUUCAUCCCACAAAUGGUGCUGCUAUUAUUCAUAGCUUGAAUAAGUAAUUUCAAUUAUGUGUAUAUAUUUUUGAUUACUUACAUAACUUGGUGUUUGAUUUAUGUCUCAGUUUCAUAACCAUUAUAAUUAUGAAAAAGUUAGUUCUACUUCAGUGUACUCAAGUCAGCUAAAAUGUUUACAUCAAAAUAUUUCUGAAAUACAGCUCAGCACUGGUAUUUUACUUAUUUAGUCUUAUUUCAUAAGUUUAAGAUGCAUUAAAUUCAUAACUGUUCUAUUUUUCCCUGUUGAAACAUACUGCUAUUGUUGGAACCCAUGGGUUUUCUCUCCAUUAUACUUCGCAAAGUUGAAUGUACUGUAACGGAGAGAAAACCCGUGGGUUCCGACAAUGACAUACUGCAUACAGCCUAAAUUUUGCUGACCCCUCCCCCCCCCUCAUUUUGCAGGUUAUUGCUCCUCAUUGUAGGUGUUAAUUUCACAAAAUGAUUUAAAUAUAUUGUUCCAUUGUGAAAAUAGCAAAAAUAAAAUGUUGAAAAGAAACUAUGACUGUGGUGUCCAUUAUUAGAUAAUUAAAUGUCGAUAGUGCCGCUACAUGUAGGUUUACAAAAAGCACUGUUGAUGCUACGUACAUGUAUUAAGAAUUUAGAGUAAAAAAUUGAGCUUUCUUACUGGUAGAAAUUAUUCGUCUUCUCCAUAUUCUGUUUAAUGUCACAUUCCAUUUGAUAUCUAGGCAUUCUAGCAUAAAACUUGAGAAGUGUAGCCAUUUAUAACAUCCGAGUACUUUUUGACAUGGUCGUAAUUAAAGUGGUUUAAUAUGCUAACAGUAACUUUUGAUUUGGAGAGAAUAUUAAAGAUGGAGUCCAUGUACCAAUAGGAGGGUAGUGACAUCAAGCAAUGCUGUAACCCACUUUGACUGAAUUGGACACUCAAAAUAAUAUUGGUUUUCUGAGUUGUUGUAUGAUAAGGGGAGAUCACUGUUUUCAUCAUCAAAAUCAAUUGAUUUUAGGGGAGCUUCUGAGCAGUCCAUUUUGACAAAGAAUUACCGUUGUUCCAUGUGAAUGUGCUGUACACAUUGUUCCAGCUUAAUUGUUGAAUGUGCAUUCCAUAAUUAUGCUAGUGAUAUAACAGACUACCUGAUUUAAUAUGCCAUCUUCUCUAAAAAAGAGCUGUACAACUGAAUAUUGUUCUAUAUGUUUCAAUAAAUGAAGGAGACAACCUGUUUUUAUUUGUAGAUGACCAUAUUGUACAGUAAAACUUGUCUAAUCUGGAUGUUGUGUAUUCCAAAAUCUUAUCAAAUAUAGUGAAAACUUUAAGUGCCUUUCAGUAAAUUCAAUUGUGUAAUAUGUUUCCUAAUCCGGGAUGUCUUAUCUGGCAAUUUACUAUGGAACCAUUAAUGCUGUGUGGAUUAGACAAAUUUUACUGUGCAUGUUUUUUUAGUAAGGCUACCUUACAAAGAAGAAUUUUUCAUAGAAAAUAAUUUGAUCGGAGCUUAAUUAAGAAUAGUGAUUAGUUAUUUUGAUUCUUGUAAAUUCUUUGAUCAAUUUCAUUGUUAAGUGUAGUUUCUUACAUUUCCUGAUUGUCAGAAGAAUAAAGGGAGAAAAAUUAA